Messenger RNA from Pseudomyrmex gracilis, 1373 nucleotides. It is a transcript of the gene Phyhd1, whose product is annotated as phytanoyl-CoA dioxygenase. Lineage: Eukaryota; Metazoa; Arthropoda; Insecta; Hymenoptera; Formicidae. The coding region runs from base 541 to 1308 and encodes 255 amino acids. The transcript has 6 exons. The record is from RefSeq and is a predicted model, not a curated record.
CGGUGAUGACGACGCCACUCUCGCGUCGGCUACUCUAAACGAGUUUAAGACAGCCUGGCUCGGAUCGAACACUCGCAACACUUACCUAGUCAUUUGGUGCAAGUAGUCGGCCGCGGACGUUUUCAAAGUUCACUCUAUCUCGCGUUUGAGCAAACGGGAUCGCACAAGAGGAAUCGAUUUGUGAAACCGACCUUGUUAUACACGUAACAGAAUGAAAGAUAUUCGCUCGCAGAAUAUAUGCAGUAGGAGUAAACGGAAAUGUGAACACACCAAAGAAACUCCGGAAAUGCUUCGUGCGGCGUUUGAGACUAGUAAUACCUUUGACUAAUCUUAUAGACGUUUUUAUUGGUCACGGUCUAUUUAUAUUCACACUCAAACGCCAUCGAUGAUAGUAUUAGUAUCCAAUAGUAUACAAGCCGAACAACGGCUCGUGAAAUGAUCAAUUAAUCAUCAAAUUGGUGAAGGAAGGUUCUUUGACCGUUUCAGAAAAAUGGUUACGUCGUCUUGGAGAACUUUUUUCAACCGGAAGAGAUCGAAGAAAUGCGAUCUUGCGGAGAAGAAUUUACGAACAAGCUACCACCUGAAUCGGAACGAAAAAUAUUUAAUACAAUAGAGCUACAACAGAAUAAGGAUCAGUAUUUUUUAGACAGUGCUAAUAAAAUCAGUGUUUUUUUUGAGACUGAAGCUCUGGAAGAAGACGGAAAAUUGAAAGUUCAUCCAAGAGUGUCAUUAAAUAAAAUAGGUCAUGCUCUUCAUUGGUUACAUCCUACUUUUAAGAAAUACACUUUUGACGAAAGAAUUAAGGAAGCUGCUUAUCAAUUAGAUUAUCAAGAACCAGUUGUGUGUCAGUCAAUGUAUAUUUACAAAAAUCCUGGAACAGGAUCGGAAGUUAUUAUGCAUCAAGAUGCAUCGUAUUUGUAUACUGAGCCAGUAAAACUUGUCGGAUUUUGGAUUGCACUCGAAGAUGCUACACAGGAAAACGGAUGUUUAUGGAUUGCCCCAGGUUCACACCAAAGUGGAGUGCACAGACGUUACAUAAGAAACAAAGAUCAAAAUUCACAAGAACUAUUAAUUUACGACAGAGCGGCGCCUUGCUAUCCGUUAAGUAACUUUAGGCCAAUACCAGUGAGCAAAGGAACCUGUAUUCUUAUACACGGCCAAGUGGUACACUUCUCUUAUCCAAACAAGAGCAAAAACUCGAGACACGCUUAUACUUUUCACGUCAUAGAGACAAAACACGUAUCCUAUGCAAAGGACAAUUGGCUUCAACCACCUGAUGAUGGUUUUCCGAAUCUCUAUAGAAAUUAGAUAUAAUAUUCGAUAUAAUAUUCGUUAUUAUACUUAAUAUAUACAUUAUAUGUACAUAUAUACGU